Ylistrum balloti is the source of this 507-nucleotide messenger RNA. RefSeq lists its product as uncharacterized. The record is from RefSeq and is a predicted model, not a curated record. The transcript has 3 exons. NCBI's taxonomy places the organism in Eukaryota, Metazoa, Mollusca, Bivalvia, Pectinida, Pectinidae. The coding region runs from base 1 to 507 and encodes 168 amino acids.
AUGUCGGUGGCAACCCCUCAUGCCACGAACAUAUCCGAUAUUACUACUUCAUUACCAUUCAACAACACUACGUCACACAUGGGUGGACUGCCGGGUAAUAGUAAGUCGAGUGGUGUCCUCUUGGCGAUCUUUCUGAGCGUGCUGGCACUCCUGGGAAUCAUCCUGACAGCUAUUGGGUGUACAUAUAUGUACCGCUCGAAACGAUUGUCUCGAAUAUGUGAUUACUGGAAUAGACAGCGCAGGCGCCGAUUAUCUUCCGCGAGUAGCCAACAUGCUCUUGAUUAUGAUGGUACAUCUAUCGACGUUCCCGGACACAGGAGAGAGGCCAACUUAUUUUCGAUCGAUGACGAAGAGCCAAAUCGAGAAAAUGACGACGGAUACUUUUAUGAUGAAGUGUUUGAGAGGUCGGCGUUUGUCGAUGCUAAAACAAAUGCAGCUUUAAAAGAACUUUACGUGAACCCGGAGGACGAACUUCCAGACCUAAGCUUAAGAGAACCAAGAUAUUGA